Messenger RNA from Ogataea parapolymorpha DL-1, 546 nucleotides. RefSeq lists its product as uncharacterized. Lineage: Eukaryota; Fungi; Ascomycota; Pichiomycetes; Pichiales; Pichiaceae. The coding region runs from base 1 to 546 and encodes 181 amino acids. The record is from RefSeq and is a predicted model, not a curated record. The transcript has a single exon. Gene Ontology annotation, molecular function: flap-structured DNA binding. Gene Ontology annotation, biological process: double-strand break repair via single-strand annealing, removal of nonhomologous ends.
AUGGCACCGAUAACGUCGUAUAUAAAGUUGAGCCCGCGAAUGGUGGUUCCAGUUAAAACUUACGUGAACCGUAAGGAGAUACAGAAGAACAUCAGUAAGCUCUCCAUGCACCAGACAACUCUUAACCUCUCGAAAGUUAUGCGAAUUACCUUAUCAAACAAAGACCUUCGAAGACUAUAUGAAGAUAUCAAACCCAUUCUCCUGCGUAUCUUACUUGAGUACUCAGCAGAUCACAUAAGGUCUAUAUCUAAACCUGUCAGCGAUGGCAAGUAUCGCAUCCCGCUCACAACAGACGACUGGAAAUGCUAUUUAGAAAUAACAGUUGGAGAGAUCGAAGAACUGCGUCAAUAUUUGCGAUACGAGGCUUUGGGGCAUAAUUUGGGUCAAUCCUGGCUUCUAGUCAAAGACGUAGUGUUCAAAAGGGAGGAAACGGCUGAUCCACUAUUGGGUGAGGAGGAAGACUAUAAAUCUAUAAAAGUCAAGUACCGAAAUCCUCAGAUCAUUCCGAUUCCACUUAGCCUCUACGUGCACGCUACUACGAAAUGA